Bradysia coprophila is the source of this 1281-nucleotide messenger RNA. RefSeq names its product protein-lysine N-methyltransferase SMYD4-like. NCBI's taxonomy places the organism in Eukaryota, Metazoa, Arthropoda, Insecta, Diptera, Sciaridae. Gene Ontology annotation, molecular function: protein binding. The record is from RefSeq and is a predicted model, not a curated record.
AUGAAGUUCAACGCCAAAGGUUCAUACUAUAAAAACGAUUAUGCUGCCAAUCAGUUCCGACAAAAGGGCAACAAGAAAUUUGAGAAAAAUCAAUUUGUCGAUGCAAUGGAAUGUUAUAAUAAGUCGUUGUGUUUUGCUGCAAUGGGAGCUGAACCGAUGGGAUUGGCCUAUGCAAAUCGUUCCGCGUGCUUCUUGGAAAUGAAAAUGUUCAAAAGGUGUCUUGCCGACAUUGAAUUGGCCCAGCAAAACAAGUAUCCAGGAAAACUGAUGAAAAAAUUGGAAAACCGGAAGAUGGAGUGCCUGAAACUCAUGGAAUCUGAGGACGAUCAAGGUGAGAGAUGGUCGGCCAAAUUGGAUUUCGAGCCCAAUGUAAAGGUCCCGUGCAUGGCGAGUGUUGUUGAUUUUCGGAGCAACGAUGUUUCUGGUCGUCACAUUGUAGCGACAGAAGAUAUUGAAAUCGGCAAAACGGUAAUGGUCGAGCAAUGUUAUUUCGGUGUCACGCAAUAUGAUCACUACAAAAUAUGCAACAUUUGCCUUAAAGUGAAUCAAAACCUCGUCCCGUGUUCGAAAUGCACGAGCGCUCUAUUUUGUCCGGAUUGCAAGGAAAAUGAUUUACAUGAAAUUGAGUGUGAUAUGACUUUCGGAUGCCCGGUUGGUUUUAAAUUAAUGGAUGUGGUGCGUUCGGUUUCGUUGGCGAAAAAUGCAUUUACAAAUGCUGACGAACUGAUUUCUUUCGUCGAGGAAAUGCUGAAGGGUGACGCAAUGGAAUUUCCAUCGAAUCUGGAUGACCAACGGUCCAAAUAUCGAGCAUUCUUCAAAUUGUGUCCGAAUUGGCGGACAUAUGAAUUGCAUUUGCAGCACGUAUAUCUCUUUCAUCGAUUGCUUUUGGAUCAAGCCGAUAUGAAAGCAUUUUUCCACACAAAGGCACACGGUCGAUUCUUAAUGCAUUUAGUCCAGCACCAUAUUUCGAUGAUCAUUCACGGAUCAUUCAGCAAGCGAACGGGAUCAACGGAAAAUAUGACUAGCACGAAUGUUAACAUCGUCGCAAAGAAUCUCGAUCAUUCUUGUACUCCAAAUAUUUGCCAUUUCUUUAAAGACGGUUACAUCAAAUGCAUUACCGUUCGCCCAAUCAAAAAAGACGAACAACUGUUUAUUUCGAGAACAAUAUUUUGGUUCAAAAACAUAAUAACGUUAAUGCCAUCCAAAGUGACUGAGUUUGAUUCAGCUGUUUUGUCAGUUGGUCCACUUGAACCAGCAUGGUUUACAUUAACUGUAAUAUAA